CACCUCAAUCAAAUCAAGCCCGUUUCUCAAACUAGUCCGCCCAGAAAAGUUCCGUGCGGAGGAAGCUGCUUCCCGGAGCUUACAAUACGCCGCCGUUUAAUUUACUUGUUGAGAUUUGAAUUCAAAAUCAGAUCUCAUUUCUCCCGCUGCUUAAACCUGAAACUCCUCACUUCAUUGUCCGGAAAUCCAGUUAGAUCUUCCCUUUAAAGAUAGUAACAAAAAGAACAAAAAUGAACUCUAUCACUUCACCGGUUAGCUGCACCAUCGAUGACAAGGACCUAGACGACGCCGCAUUAUGGGCUGUUAUCGACUCCGCCGCCGCAUCCCACUCCUCCUCCAAGCACCGCAAACCCUUGGCGAUCAAAUACCACAGCCAUCAAUCCCCUCCCACCCCCGUUUCGGACCCCUCGCCCCCCCGGAAACUUCCCCAGCAAAAGGUUCAGAACCCUAACCAUCAAUUUUAUUCCCCUCCCAGCGCGAAUUGCCGCCGGUUUACUAACUCUGGGGAAGACUGUCACCGGCCGUACAAAAUCGCGAGGUCUUGCGCUUCCGAGGUCAGCGAGACAAGCCCGGUUGCCAUAGUACAGAGGACACCAAUAACCUCUUUGCCGGAGCGGUCGCCGGAGAUGUAUUUGUCUCCGGGUUUCGGAAGAGUUGACGUUAAUGGAUCCGAGGUGUCGCGGGGGAGUAGCGUAAGGAGCGAGGAGAAGGAAGGAAUGAGGCAUAGCUUGUCCGGGAUGUUUCCUUCGGUUGCACUGUUUAAGCAGUAUCAGAAUGCAGCCAUGGCGAUUUUGGAGAAAUCUGAUUAUACGAUGAUAUCAGGAAACCCUUUCAUUAAAAAAUCAGGUUGGAGGAAAAUAUCGUUUUACUUCAACCUCUCCUACGAAAUCAAAGACAAGAACAUUGAAUUCGAUGAAAACCGCAAUGUUCAGCGUGCUGAAUUCGUGGUUCGGGCUUAUAUGCAGGGUGGGAGAUUCUCUGAUGGGUGGGGCUCGUGUGAGCGGAGGGAGAAGAGAUUUCUAAAACCAAACCAUGAUAUCCCUAGUACAGCAGAAACCAGAGCUAAGAACAAAGCAUGUCAGGAUUUGCUAGGAAUUGGGGAGUAUCGUACUGGUGCAAGCCAAUUUCAGCGACAAAUAUAGCCAUUCAUUUUAUCCCGCUCCAUGUUGCAGUUAAUUUCCGAUUAUCACAAGAAUCACCGCCGGAGACAUCCCUUCGCCCCCCAAAAAGUAAUAAUUAAAGAGCAAAGCUUAAAAACCGAUUUCUUUGUGAAAACAACAUAGAACUUAGGCAAAUGGAAUUGCUUCUGAUUCAAAUUUAGUUACCCAUUCAUCCCCCUCCCCCAAAAAAAAAACAAAAAAACAAACAAAAGCGUGAAGGCCCUUAUAAGGGCCAAUAACUCGGCUCUUACACAAAUUCUGAACUCCUAACUUUGGGCUAGGACCCAGCCCACAUUAUACUCAACAUUUAAGAAAAUGGAUGUAUUAUUGUUGUUUUGAUAUUGAUAUGUUUUCCAUUUAUCUA
Messenger RNA from Gossypium raimondii (Peruvian cotton), 1524 nucleotides. RefSeq lists its product as uncharacterized. The coding region runs from base 231 to 1142 and encodes 303 amino acids. The transcript has 5 exons. Lineage: Eukaryota; Viridiplantae; Streptophyta; Magnoliopsida; Malvales; Malvaceae. The record is from RefSeq and is a predicted model, not a curated record.